Messenger RNA from Aedes aegypti (yellow fever mosquito), 1836 nucleotides. It is a transcript of the gene Prp19, whose product is annotated as pre-mRNA-processing factor 19. The coding region runs from base 134 to 1651 and encodes 505 amino acids. Gene Ontology annotation, biological process: DNA repair; protein ubiquitination; mRNA splicing, via spliceosome. The record is from RefSeq and is a predicted model, not a curated record. Lineage: Eukaryota; Metazoa; Arthropoda; Insecta; Diptera; Culicidae. The transcript is spliced from 4 exons. Gene Ontology annotation, cellular component: Prp19 complex; U2-type catalytic step 1 spliceosome; cytoplasm. Gene Ontology annotation, molecular function: protein binding; ubiquitin protein ligase activity.
GCCAUCUGUCAGAAGUUAAAGCGACGGUCCGUCGAAGUGUUUGGAAAUCGAUUGAGUUUAGUGAAAAAUUUAGUUUUAUUCCAUAAAAACUACUGCUAAGCGUGAAGAAACUUUUAUAAUUAUUUGAACAAACAUGUCGCUCGUUUGCAGCAUAUCCAAUGAAGUGCCGGAACACCCGGUGGUAUCGCCCCGAUCCGGGGCCAUAUUCGAGAGGCGAUUAAUCGAAAAGUACAUCGUAGAGAACGAGUGCGAUCCAAUAAAUGGGGAACCGCUAAAGGCAGAGGAACUGAUCGAAAUCAAGACACCUCCAAUAGUUCGCCCCAAGCCACCGAGCGCUACCAGUAUUCCAGCGACGCUGAAAAUGAUGCAAGACGAAUGGGACGCCCUAAUGUUGCAUGCAUUUACCCAGAGGCAACAGUUGCAAACCGCGCGGCAAGAAUUGUCUCACGCCCUCUACCAGCACGAUGCGGCCUGUCGUGUGAUUGCUCGUCUGAACAAGGAAGUGGCAGCUGCCCGUGAAGCCUUGGCUACCCUCAAACCACAAACCGGUAUCGCUUCCAUUCAGUCCUCGAUUCCACAACCGUCAAUUGCUGCGGAAGCCGGAGGAAUGGCCACACAGCCAAUUGAGCAGGCUGGUAUGAGCGCCGAGGUCAUUCAGAAGCUCCAGGACAAGGCCACAGUCCUGACGCAGGAACGAAAGAAGAAAGGUCGUACCGUUCCGGAGGAGUUGGUUAGCGCAGAAAAGAUCCGAGGUUUCCUCACACUUGCUUCACAUCCCGGUCUUCAUUCGGCCAGUGUGCCCGGUAUUCUGGCCUUGGACAUCAACCAUUCCGAUCAAAGCAAAAUCCUGACGGGAGGAAAUGACAAAAACGCCACCGUAUUCAACAAGGACACCGAACAGAUUGUCGCUAUCCUCAAGGGACACACCAAGAAGGUUACGAAGGUCAUAUUCCAUCCGGAGGAUGACACCGUCAUCACAGCUUCUCCCGAUGCCUGCAUUCGUAUUUGGAACGUUCCAACCUCCCAGACUCAGCUCCUUCUCCGCUGUCACGAUGGUCCAGUGUCUGGCCUGUCUCUUCAUCCCACAGGAGAUUACGUCCUGUCCACAUCCUCCGACAAGCACUGGGCCUUCUCGGAUAUCCGCACCGGACGUCUACUCACAAAAGUUCCCGAUCCAACCGACAUCGGUCUCACGACGGCUCAGUUCCAUCCGGACGGUUUGAUUUUCGGCACAGGAACCGAAGACUCGCAGGUUAAGAUUUGGGAUUUGAAGGAGCAGAGCAACGUUGCCAACUUCCCGGGCCACACCGGACCGAUCACGGCCAUUUCCUUCUCCGAAAACGGUUACUAUCUGGCCACGGCAGCCGAUGACGCUUGCAUAAAGUUGUGGGAUUUGCGAAAGUUGAAGAACUUCAAGACGAUUACCCUGGACGAGGGCUAUGAGGUGAAAGAUCUAUGCUUCGAUCAGAGUGGAACCUAUUUGGCUAUUGCGGGUACCGAUAUCCGGGUCUACCUGUGCAAGCAAUGGCAAGAGUUGAAGGUGUUCAAUGACCACACUGCUUUGGCGACGGGAGUUCGAUUCGGCAAGCACGCUCAGUAUGUGGCUUCGACCAGCAUGGACCGUACGCUCAAAUUGUACGGCAUAGAGUAGGACGAGAUCUUCUAGAUUGAGUAAGCAAGCAAUUGACUUCGGUGAGUAUAUUGUAUGUCUGCUAUAGAUACCCUAGGGUACGGAUUAUUAAAUUUACAUCCCAGUGUUUUGGGACUUUUCAUUGAUCUAGAACCUCUAAUUUAACACGAUGAAAUAUAAAUGUACCAUUUGUAUGAUGACCAAUA